AUGGACCCACAAAGCGCAUCCAUAGCCCCUUCAAAAGAACACAAUGUGGUUUGCACCAUUUUGUUGCUGAGCUGUGGGGGACCAACAGAUAGGUAAUCAUUCUCUCCACCUCACCCAAUGAAAGUAGCCCCUUGAAAACAAAAUGGCAAGUUGUAUAAAACGAAGAAGCUGCAAUUAAAUAUUAACAGAAGUGGCUUUGAAUUUGUUAGACUCUGCUCACCAUACAGUGUCCACCAGUCCUCAGGUAGGUGAUCUGGUAUCGUUUCUACAUUAGCUCCCACUCCCCCUCCCGCUCCGUCUUUGUUUUUUUGCCGACUCAUGGUCAAGCUUGCUGUUGUUUUUGGUGGUGAGUCAUUUUAUUGGAGAGUCCUGCUGUGUAAUAGUCAUUCUGAGCACGCUACCGGGAGAGACCAAACCAUGUCGUCGAUGCUGGAUGAGUACUGUGGUUCCACCUUUUGGAAUGAUUCGUACGUGGACAGACCAGAUCCUGACUUGCCGGUGUGCUUGGAGCAGACUGUUCUGGUGUGGAUUCCUCUGGGAUUUCUUUGGGCCUGUGCACCAUGGCAACUCUCACCCUUAUUCAAGGCCAAACGAAGAGGGGUCAGAUAUUCCAAACUCUACCUCAUAAAGCAGGUCCUUGCUUUCUUGCUGCUGCUGACCUCUGCCAUUGGGUUGAUUAUCACAGUGUUAGAAGACUAUGGUGACUACAGGGACUCCACACCUGACAGGCUGAAUCCUCUGGUUCUCUAUGUGAACCCUUCCAUUUACACAGCAACUUGGUUGAUGGUGUUGCUUAUCCAUGAAAGCAGAAGGCGAGCGAAUGAAAAGAACUCCCCUUACCUCUUCAUAUUCUGGCUGCUGUCCAUUCUGUGUGGUAUCUUUAUGCUGCAGACUCUAAUCAGACUGGCAGUUAGAGAGGGAAGCCCUCCUGAUCUGCCACGCGUCUCAUUGUUUUGUAUCUCCUACUGUCUUGAAUGGAUUUCCUUCAUUGUUUCCUGUAUUUCUGAUGUAUCUCCAGAAGAUAAAGCUGCUGCAAAGAAGAAUCCACAAAUAUCUGCAUCCUUCCUCAGUGAAAUAACAUUCCAUUGGUUCUCCAGCAUGAUGCUGAUGGGAUACAGAAAACCCCUGGAGGCAAAACAUCUGUGGGAUUUGAAUGAUGUUGAUAAAACGCAAACGAUUUAUGCCAAGUUCGAGCGACAUAUGAUGCAAGGCCUGAAGGAUGCGCAGAGGAAGAUGGAAGGAAAGAAGAACAAGGAAGCUCACAAAGAGACAGAACAGAUGAAUGGCUUUAGCAGGAGUACCAGUCAGGACAUCUUAGUCAUGGAAGAAAAGACCAGGAAAGACAAAAAGAAAAAGUCUGAGAAGGCGAAACUCGCACCAAAGAUGGCUGAGGGGUGGCUGGUGCUGUCAAUGCUUAAAAACUAUCGACACAUCCUCAUCAAGGCAGUCAUUUUUAAACUGCUCCACGAUACAUUAAUGUUUGUGAAUCCACAGCUGCUGAAGCAAAUGGUUUCCUUCACUGAGGACAUGUCUGUUUACCAGUGGAUGGGGUAUCUGUAUGCCGUGCUGCUGUUUAUGGUUGCCUUGUUUCAGUCUCUCCUGUUGCAGCAAUAUUUCCACUGCUGUUUUCUGCUGGGGAUGCGAGUGCGGACUGCAAUCAUGGCAGCUGUCUACAAGAAGGCCCUGACUGUAUCCAACACAGCCCGCAAGCAAUCGACAACGGGUGAGAUUGUGAACUUGAUGGCUGUCGAUGCGCAGAGAUUCAAUGAUGUCACAAACUUCAUCCAUUUGCUGUGGUCAGCUCCUCUGCAGAUUUUGGUGGGGGUUGUUUUCCUGUGGCAGGAGCUGGGGCCCUCAGUCUUGGCCGGUCUGGCAAUCAUGAUCCUACUGAUCCCCAUCAAUGGGGUAUUGAUGAGCAGAAUCAAGAAUCUACAGAUGAAGAACAUGGAACACAAGGACCAAAGAAUGAAAUUAAUGAAUGAAAUUCUGAAUGGAAUAAAGGUUAUGAAGUUUUAUGCUUGGGAGCCUUCAUUUGCUGAACAGAUUUUUGGAAUAAGAGACAAGGAGUUAAAGAUGAUGAAGAAAUCUUUCUAUCUGUUGGCCGUUGCUAUUUUCCUUGUCAUGUGCACGCCCUUCAUGGUGACUCUAACCAGCUUCGGUGUGUAUCUCAUUGUGGAUCCAAAUAAUGUUCUCGAUGCCAAGAAAGCCUUUACCUCCAUCUCACUGUUCAACAUUCUGCGCUUUCCUUUGAUGAUGCUGCCCAUGGUGAUCUCAUCAACGGUUCAGGCCAGGGUUUCUGCUAAAAGGCUGGAAUCAUUUCUUGGAAGUGAAAACCUGGACACGUCAGCAAUUCGACAGGAUCCCAGCUGUGAUUCUGCAGUAGCCUUCUCAGAUGCCACCUUUUCAUGGAAUAGAAAUGAAACUCCAACCAUCAAGAAUGUUACACUGAAUAUCAAACCAGGCAACCUGGUAGCAAUUGUGGGACCAGUGGGGAGCGGCAAGACCUCUUUGAUAUCUGCACUACUUGGAGAAAUGGAGAAUAUCAAGGGAUUCAUAAAUGUAAAGGGUUCGUUUGCCUACGUACCUCAGCAAGCAUGGAUCCAAAAUAAUACCCUUCAGGACAAUAUCUUGUUUGGCUUGGAGCAGGAAGAAUCUCGAUACCAGAAAGUCCUGGAGGCCUGUGCUCUUCUGCCAGAUCUGGAGCUGUUACCGGCUGGGGACCAGACAGAGAUUGGAGAAAAGGGUAUCAAUCUGAGUGGAGGACAGAAGCAGCGAGUUAACCUUGCAAGGGCAGUGUAUAGCGAUGCUGAUAUUAUCAUACUUGAUGACCCACUCUCUGCUGUUGAUGCACAUGUGGGAAAACACAUCUUUGAAAAAGUCAUUGGUCCAAAUGGUCUGCUAAAGGACAAGACUCGAAUUCUUGUGACUCAUGGAGUCACGUUUCUGCCUCAAACUGACGAGAUUGUGGUUCUAGUGAACGGCAAAGUGACUGAAGUGGGCUCGUACAAAACACUGAGGGCAAACAGGGGGACGUUUGCAGACUUCCUGAACACCUACAGCGAAGGGAGUCGCAGCAAGGAGGGAGAAGCAACAGUCAACGUGGUGACAGAGGAAGAUGUCACACCAGAUGACGAUCAAGAACUCCAGGCGGAUGUGGAUGCGGGUGAGACGAUAACAUUGAGCCUGAAACGGGAGAACAGUGAACGUGUCAGAAGCAGGAAGUGGAGCAAAAGCAGCAUUAGAAUGUCUCUGAACAAGGCCAAGAGGGACAAGAACCUGGUGUCAGCGAAGGAAGGGCAGGCGGACAUGGUGAAGGGCCAGAGACUGAUAGAGAAAGAAACUAUGGAAACGGGAAAGGUGAAGUUCUCAAUCUACUGGAAAUAUAUCAGUGCUAUUGGCUCUUGGUACUGGUUGCUGAUAAUCCUGUCAUAUAUUGCCCAGAACGUGGCAACCGUUGGGCAGAACCUCUGGCUCAGUGACUGGACCAAUGAUGCCAGCCGCUACAUCAACACCACCUACCCAGCAUCUGAGCGCAAUCAGCGACUUGGCAUCUUUGGUGUUUUGGGUGUCGCACAAGCUGUCUUCGUGCUCCUUGGUGUAUUCCUGAUGGCAGGAGGAACCAUUGCCGCUUCCAGGGACUUGCAUUCACGCUUACUGCAAAACAUCCUCCAUGUUCCAAUGCUGUUCUUUGACACCACUCCGACUGGGAGGAUCGUUAACAGGUUUUCCAAGGACAUUUACACCAUCGAUGAAACCAUCCCAGUGUCGUUUCGGAGUUGGCUGUCGUGUACCUUUGGUGUGCUCGGCACUCUGGCUGUCAUUUGCCUGGCGACACCUUAUUUUACCAUCGUCAUUGUCCCACUGGUUGUCAUUUACUAUUUCAUCCAGAUCUUUUACAUCGUGACAUCACGGCAACUUCGUCGUUUGGAUUCAGUGACCCGGUCGCCCAUCUACUCUCACUUCAGUGAGACGGUCUUGGGUUUACCCAUAAUCCGAGCGUACGGACACCAGGCUCGCUUCCUGGCAGACAACGAGAAAAUCAUUAAUGAAAACCAGAAAUGUGUCUUUCCUUGGAUUGUGGCCAACAGGUGGCUUGCGAUCCGUUUGGAAUUCCUUGGUAACUUAGUGGUGUUCUUUGCUGCACUCUUUGCUGUUCUAGCUAGAGGUAGAUUGGAUAGUGGUCUGGUUGGCCUGUCUAUUUCGUAUGCACUGAAUGUGACCCAGGCACUGAACUGGCUGGUCAGGCAGACGUCGGAGCUGGAGACCAACAUUGUGGCUGUGGAGAGGGUCUCGGAAUACACCAAGCUGGACAAUGAGGCUCCGUGGACCACCGAACAUCAGCCAGAAGAGGGCUGGCCGGACAAGGGUGAGAUUAAAUUCCUGGAUUACAUGGUUCGGUACAGACCUGAGCUGGAUUUGGUGCUACAUGGGAUCACCUGUGAAAUCCAGCCAAGUGAAAAGGUUGGCAUUGUUGGAAGGACAGGCGCUGGGAAAUCCUCGCUGGCCAAUUGUCUGUUUCGCAUCCUUGAGUCAGCCGGGGGCAAGAUCCUCAUCGAUGGUGUGGACAUCUCCAUCAUUGGGCUACACGAUUUGCGGCAGAAACUCACCAUCAUCCCACAGGAUCCAGUGCUGUUCUCUGGUACAAUCCGCAUGAACCUGGAUCCCUUCAGCAGAUACACAGAAGAGGAAUUGUGGCAGUCCCUGGAGCUGGCUCAUCUGAAACAGUACGUGGCCAGUUUACCCGACAAGCUGCAGCACAAGGUCUCUGAGGGAGGUGAGAACAUCAGUGUCGGCCAGCGACAGCUCCUGUGUCUUGCCAGAGCCCUCCUGAGGAAAUCCAAGAUUCUCGUUCUGGAUGAGGCUACAGCAGCCAUCGAUCUUGAAACGGACGAUCUGAUCCAGACCACCAUCCAAAAUGAGUUUACAGACUGCACUGUGCUGAUCAUUGCACAUCGGCUACAUACCAUCAUGGACUGUACCAGGGUGAUGGUUUUGGAUGCUGGAAGAAUAAUCGAAUUUGACAGUCCCUUUGAGCUGCUCCAGAAGCAAGGACACUUCUAUAAUAUGGUAAAGGAUGCUGGGCUAACAGCAACAGGAGUCAAGGCCCUUUGACUAUCUCAUGGAUAUGACAGCAGGGAGGAGUAGCAGUGAAAACUGACCAGGAGUUCUGCUACAUUGUUAAUUCAUGGGUGGCGAUGCUGUGGCACUCAGUGCUCUGAGGCACCCAGAACUUGACGACAGACUCCCAAAACUUCCUUUAUUUUCAAUAAUGAACACAACUUUGAUUAAAGUGCCGGUAAAUCGUGA
Stegostoma tigrinum is the source of this 5307-nucleotide messenger RNA. RefSeq names its product ATP-binding cassette, sub-family C (CFTR/MRP), member 2 (gene abcc2). Gene Ontology annotation, molecular function: ATP hydrolysis activity; ABC-type transporter activity; ATP binding. The record is from RefSeq and is a predicted model, not a curated record. Gene Ontology annotation, cellular component: apical plasma membrane. The coding region runs from base 319 to 5112 and encodes 1597 amino acids. Gene Ontology annotation, biological process: transmembrane transport. NCBI's taxonomy places the organism in Eukaryota, Metazoa, Chordata, Chondrichthyes, Orectolobiformes, Stegostomatidae. The transcript is spliced from 32 exons.